AACUUGUUCCGAUAGUUAAAUCACGACCAGCAGUGUCCCUAAUUAGUCUUUUUUUAUAUUUAAUUAUGGAUCUUUUUCACGUGAAAAUAUUUUUAUGUUUAAUUUUCUGGUCUAAUUUUGUGAAAUGCACGAUAGAGUUAGAAAGUUUUGGAUCUCCCAGUGCUUUUGAUGAAAAUCUGUACAAAGAAGUACUAGAUACAGAUAAGUGCAAGAAGGAACUCGAUUUUUUAGCGGAUCCUAUUAAUAUACUGCGGAAAUUAAAAUUUUUAGACGCAGGUAUAAAGAUACCCCGAGGUAUAACGUCCUUUAACUUGGUCGAUUUGGGAAACUAUUUCCAAUGUCUGGAUAUAGGUGAAGAUUUUGAGGACCGAACUAUAGACGGAAAAUACUGCAUGAUUUCAGUACCUUUACAACAAGGCAAUUUACAAUGGCCAGAUGCUAUAGACUCUGUCACCUUAUCAAACAAUCCUUUUGGACUAUUAUUCUCAAACAAUACUGUUUUGGAUUUUGAAAACAAUGAAAGUAAUAUCAGAAAUGUUAAAACACUUGAAAAAAGUCUACACAAUUUGCUUGGCGUAGAAGUUAACGAAAAUGGCAGAGUAUCAACGGACAGUGUCUUAGCUUCUUUGAGUCUAAAACUAGCUGCUUGCAUCCCAAAGACUUGUACUACCAAAGAAGCUUUAGACUCCUUUUACGGAAACGCAGUAUCUGCAGGACUGGAGUAUACCGAGGACUUCUGCAGACUGCCCAAUGACAAGCCUUAUGUCACUGCAGACUAUGUGGCAUGCGUCAUAUUUGGAUUUAUUGGAUUGCUAACGUUAAUCAGCACUACGUAUGACAUCAAUCACUGUUUUCUUCUGAAAAGAGAUCCGAAGACGGCAAAUGCACUGUACAGAUCAUUUUCCGUGUACACAAAUUGUAAGCGAUUGGUCACCGUGACUUCGUCUCCUAGCACCAUAGAAUGUCUCGAUGGGAUCCGAGUGUUGGCAAUGGCUUGGGUCAUCCUCGGACACACUUAUUCUACGCUUGGAGCAUUCCCUCUUGCCAACCCUUUGGCGAGACAGGAAUGGCUGGAGUCAUGGCAUUCGAUCCUAAUUACUGCAGCACCAAUCACGGUCGAUACAUUCUUCCUUCUAAGUGGCUUGUUAGUCGUUUACACUACUGCAGGGAAAUUUAAAAGAAUGGACCUAAUAAAAAACGUGCAUCUGUUCUACUUGAACCGCUUGCUACGGAUGUUCCCGAUCCUGGCAGCCGCCAUUCUACUCAUAGCCUCCUGGUACAACCACGUCGCUGAUGGACCAUAUUGGUCCGUGUUCGCGAGCAAAGUCGACAGGUGCCGGACCUACUGGUGGUCCACUCUGCUUUAUGUGCAGAACUAUACGAACCAGAGCAAAAUGUGCGUCGGCCAAGGCUGGUACCUGGCGGUGGAUAUCCAGCUCCACAUCCUGUCUCCUCUGGUGCUGUUCUGGGUGCUGAGUGGAAGGAGGGCCGCCUGGACUAGCAUGACGCUGGUACUGAUCGCCUCCUUGACCGCGGCUACUGUGUAUAAUGCUGUCAAUGGAUUUAGUGCUAAGAUAGUGGGUAACACUCGUGACUACUUCAGAUUAUACUACAUGAACACUCUGACCCGCGCCUCGCCGUUCUUCGUCGGCAUGUUGUAUGGAUACGUGCUGUACUUGACCAAGAACCAGAAAUUGCAUCUUAAAAAGCCACUCCUCCUAGCUCUAUGGUCAAUAUCCACACUGAUCCUCACAUGCACGAUCCUUGUGACGUACCCGGUGCAGCAGAGCUCGUGGCGGCACAGGCUGGCGGACACGAUGCUCAACUCCUUCAUGCGCCCGCUGUGGGCCGCCGCCGUGGGCUGGACCAUCUUUGCGUGUCAUAAGGGAUAUGGAGGUCCACUAAACUGGUUCCUCUCCCUCCGCUUCUGGAAGGUCCCGGCUCGUCUCUCCUACGCCAUGUACAUCUUCCACUACGCCAUACUCAACAUCGUCAACUACACCCACCUGGCUCCGGUGCACUUCUCCGAUGAGGCAUUCCUUUUCAGGUUCAUCGCAGACUUCUCGUUGGCUCUUUUCGUUGCGUUCUUCGCGACUCUGCUCAUAGACUCGCCCUGCUCCACUCUCAUCAAGAUGGCGCUUACACCAGGUCGCAAAGAAGAGCAGCAAAGGGCAACUGAAAAGAAUGCUGAAGCUGAAAUUGUAUCAAAUGGAUACACGGACAAAUCUAGGUUAUGAAAUACUCAUCAAUAAAAAAUAGAUUUUAGUGAAGUAAGGAUUAGUGUCUAUAAGUUUCCGUCUGUGCACUCUUUUUAUACUACGAGUAUAAUGUAUGCACUAUAAGUAUAAUAUUUACUAUGUAGUACAUAAGUACCUAAUUAUUUUUAGAGUAAAAUAGAACGGGUAUUGAAUACGCUUAUGAUUGUUAUUUAUGGUUAAAGUUAAUAAAAUAUAUAAGUACGUACCGUAGUAUUUUUUGUUUGUCUUAUAUCAUACGGAUCAUACCCAAGCUUGUGUUAGUCAUAUUAGUAUAUACUUACUGUAAAAAUGUGUUUUAUAAAUGGAAUGAUUUUGGGGAACCCAGAGGAACUUUGUACCAACUCAGACGUCGGAAUGGUUGUAGAAAUUCCCUACUUAGGAAGCUUACUCAUUGUAUGAAUCAGGGUCUUAUCGAGGCAGGAAACUAACAGAUAAUAUACUAUUAAUUAUUAUUGUAAAUACAAGCUAACUUUCAUUGUAACGUCUAUACAACAACUACAUUACACAAUAGUUAAUUAUUAAAGGUACAAGUCAUUAUAUUUGCGACCACUGGAGGCAAAAAUGCUUUACCACCAUGUAAAAAAAACUAUUUUAAUAAUUAAAUUCUAUUUA
Messenger RNA from Plutella xylostella (diamondback moth), 2870 nucleotides. RefSeq names its product nose resistant to fluoxetine protein 6. NCBI's taxonomy places the organism in Eukaryota, Metazoa, Arthropoda, Insecta, Lepidoptera, Plutellidae. The record is from RefSeq and is a predicted model, not a curated record. Gene Ontology annotation, molecular function: acyltransferase activity, transferring groups other than amino-acyl groups.